Bursaphelenchus okinawaensis is the source of this 5568-nucleotide messenger RNA. The record is from the annotation of a GenBank genome assembly. Lineage: Eukaryota; Metazoa; Nematoda; Chromadorea; Rhabditida; Aphelenchoididae.
AUGAGUGCCGAAAAGGGCCCGGAAUGGUACAAUGAGCGGGACCUGGACCUAAUUAGCAUGCUAAAUGCAUGUAGAGCUGGUAAUACGAUGGCGGUCAAGAAAUUCAUUGAACAAGGAGGUGUGGACGUGGACGAGGGGGACGAUGAUGGCAUCACCGCGCUUCAGAUCGCCGCAGCUGAAGGACAUUAUACUAUGGUAAUUUUUGGUUAAAUUAUAGUUUGUUAUGAGUUUAGGUGGCAUUACAGUAAAAUUUUUGGGUCGUACCAAGAAUGGCAAAUGGAUUUUUGUUCAAAAAUGAGGGUUUUUACCUAAAUCUGGCGAUAUAACCAACGUUUUUAAUUUGUAAACAAAGUUUUUGCCAUUGCAGGUGGAAAUGCUGAUCAGAGAACUUCAAGCAGACAUUCACCUAGCUAACGUGAUUGGAUUCACACCGUUCUUGCACGCAUGCAGAGAAGGACAUCUGAAUGUAGCCAAGUAUUUGGUCCAAAAUGGUGCUCGCGUCACUGAUAAAACGUAUUAUUUUUGUGUUUUACAUUGUAAAAGGGUUCUGGAGAGCUAUUAUUGAAGAGAUUGAUUAUAUAUAGCUCGUGUAAUAAUCUAGGAUCAUAAACCUGUAAAAAUUUUGGAAUUUGCAGAAGAUUCAACGUGACAGCAUUGGCCUUGGCUAGCGCCGGCGGGCAUGUAGAAGUGGUCAAUUUAUUGAUCACACUGAACACAAAAUUUGUUGAACAUGAUGGUAAAUUCACAUUCUUAUCCAUAUUUUAUCAUUUUCUUUUCUGAUUCUUACUCGCUUUACCUUGUUUUACACUUUUUUGGACCUUUGUUAUGUUAUCCAUGAUAAAAAAUUUACUUUUUAAUAUUUUUAAAACAAUUAUUGAUAAAAACCAAUUUCUUUGUUAAUAUCCUUUUAAAAAACACCCCUAACUUGCUUUAGAAAAAGGAAAUCAAACCAAAAAGUUGGAGAACAACGAAGAGACAAAUUACCCGCAAGUAGAGAAAGACUUGACUCCAACUGCUUUGAUCGCGGCCGCGGCACAUUCUCAAGUCUCAACCGCUGAAGUGCUUGAAGCACGGUAAGUUAUUUUAUUUUUGUUUCUGAUUUUAGGUAGAUCUUCAGGUGAUGGAAUAAAAAAUACUAGGAAAACAGUAUUAUUAUGGUGAAUAUAGUGAGGGUUUUUUUGUUGUCCGUUUUUAAAGUUAAUAUAAGCUUUUUGAGGUUAAAUUAUGUUGACUAUAACGAGAAGAUCCUUCAAAAACAGUUUUUGAUAAGUUAUAGCGGUUCUAGAAUGUUUUCUUCAAGAAUUUUCAAGUUUUAGCUUAAAAAGGAGUUAAAGCAAUAUUAUACAUUUCAAAAAGCUGUAGUUUUACAUAAAGAGUCUAGAUUAUUAGCUAAUAAUAUUAAAAAUUUAGAGGAGCAGAUGUUAACAAUGUUCUGCCAGGAAACAUUGGCUUGACCGCGCUCCAUGUGGCCGCGAUUUGUGGAACCGCACAGAUUGUCCAGUUCUUGCUCACGAAACACGCGGUUCCAAAGCAAUUAGGAGGUAAAACCUUUGAAAAAUGGUUGAAGUUUGUCAAGGAUAACAAUGCCAAAUCGUUGUUAACACAGCUUUUACAUGGACGAAGCAUCAGGGACAAGACCAACGAUAAAUGUAUGUUGUACUUGGUAUUCGUUGUUGUUUUAGGCGAAUUCAAGAGUUUUUGUGGAAAAAUGAAUUGAUUUUGGUUGUUUUUGGAUAGGAUAGUCCAGCUAUUAUAAUGUUUGUUAUAUUGAAAAGGCUUUUCUUUAGUUUUGACGUUUGAUUUUUCAAGUUUUGAGGUCAGAUGUUGUUGUAGGUAUAUACUUCCUUUUUUCAAGCAAAAAUCAAAUGUUUCUCAACGUUUUUAGGUUUACAUCAACUCAUUAUUGCUUUGUUUGUCAUUUUAGCGUGAUUUGACAUUAGUUUUAAAGCAUUAAGCUAGGAAAAAUUAAGGUUAACUUACCUUAUCCUCUCUUCAAAGCCCUUUUUCCAGCUUUAUGCCAUUAUUUUCAGCUAUAACCGAGAUCCUGGACGAAAACGAUCUACCCACAUUGGCCAAAUACCGAACCGAACUACUUUUCAAUCAAAAGAUCGAAGAUAUAACCCCGUUAAUGUACGCAGUAGCAGCUGGAAACCUGAACGCAGUGAGUUUUCCUCCUUUUUAUUUAUUCCUUUGCGAAAAGAAAAGGAAAGAGAAAAGAAAUGAAGCGAGGAGCGCUGUGUCCGACCAUAGCUCAGUUGGUAGAGCGGAGGACUGUAGUUCAAGCGGAAAUCCUUAGGUCGCUGGUUCGAAUCCGGCUGGUCGGAAUUGCUUUUUGCUGGGUUUUUAAAAGGUUUUGGGGAUGGAAAUGGGUUUAGUAUUGUAUAAUGUUGUGUUUUUAUUGUCCUACGUUGUUUUUUUUGCAUUGCUUUAUGCUAUUUUUGUGUUUUUUAGUUGUUUUAUGUCGUUUUAUUUGUGUUUUUGACUGUUUUUGUUUAUGUUUUGCUGUUUUAUGCUACUUUUUCAUGUUUUUUGGUUGCUCAGUGUAUUUUUUUGUUGAUGUGCCUGCCUUUUGUCAUUUCUUUGUGAUGUUCAGUGGGUUUUUUAUAGCUAGUAUUGUAAUUGAAGCCCAUAAAAAUAGUACUUUUUAAAAUUUUUGAAAAAAACAAAUUUAGGUAACAAGUUGUUGUAAACCAGUGUCAGAAGUAAGGCAUCCUCGAAUGAGCAAAAAACUGCAAGAAGAGUUUUUCAAAGAGGAAUUGAACGCACAAGAGCCUACAUACGGCUUGACGGCUUUAAUGAUGACUGUUGUUAUUCGGUAAGUAUUUAUUUAUAUUGGUAUCUGUCGUGCUUUGUUUGUCUUGAAAUUCAUUUUGUUUCACCGGUCUAGAUCUCCGGUCUAUGUGCAUUGUAUGCUAGAAACUUUGUGUGAUAGCAUUAUUUAUACGAAUCGAGUUUUAGUGACUUUGAUAUGUAUCGUGAAAUCUUGGACGCCGGUGCUAAUCCUCAUAUCCAAACUAAACCUCAAAACAACGAAAAUGUGUUAACCGCGUUGACAUUAGCUCAAAAACUAGGUUUUACCGAAGCGGUUUUAUACUACUACAACAAGCAGUUUGCAAAUCAACCUACGUCAACAUCACGAGCACGAGACCAGCUUAUUAGGUCAACAAUGGACAGCUUUAGGUAUGAAUUUGCUUGGACUAUAAUAGUCAUCAAGAUCUGUAUAAGAUAAGCUGUAUAACAAUGUGUAACAAAAUAUAAUUAAAAAAUAACAUUAAGGACUACAAAAGAAGGCCUUCGAAUGAUAUUGAACAAGCUAGGCCAAAUGGACGAAGAGCCGGUUGUCAAAGACGCUGGUCCAUCACGCGAUGACUUUGAACUACUAAAGCAUAGCGGUAAUGUGGAUUGGAGUAAACCAUUGCCGUUCUUGGACACUCAACAACUCUAUUAUUCUCAAAAAACACCUGAGAAACCGGUCGAUAACAUCACAUACGAUGGGAACAUUCAGUUGUGUGUUAAUAUGACUAAAGUAAGUCAGAUGACGACGAUUUUUUUAAAAAAACGUUAGAAAGUUUGUAACAGACACAAAAGAAACAGAUUUUGUUACAGUAAUUAUGUUUUUCAAGAAAAUCUCAUUACGGUGAAAAAAAACUUAUUACCUAGCAUUUCAAAAUAAAAAAAAAUUUAAGAACAUUGCUGAAAACUUCCCACUAAUUCAACCACUGCCUGUUGGUGUACCAUUAGAUACAGACUACUCGAUAUUCGAAAACUACUCGAAAUGUAAUCAACUAAAUCCAGAAACACAAAACAAGGCUUUAACAGCUGAGGAAAUGCUACAAAAGUUGAAAGACUACAGUAAUUUUGGGUCGUCCACGACUUCCGAUAAGCUCGUCAUGCAACGUAUGUUGGUGUUUAUAUAGUACUUGCACGUGCAUGAGUUUUGUUGUAAAAGAGUUUAAAAAUCUCAUUUUAAAGCUUAUCACUUUGUAUUAUACUAGGUCCUGCAUUUAGGUAAACUAAAAAAUGCCUUUAGGUAAACUUGAAAAAAGACGAAACUCGGAGGUUAAAUCGUUCAGUGCCAGUGAUAAUCCGAUUAAUGUGCUAGCGGCUGUGAAUUUGGAUCGUAUUAAUUUUGAAACUGAGCCAAAGCCUAUGCCAAAGUAAGUACGGUUUUGCUACAAAUUGAAUUUUAAAAUUGCGUGUGGAUUACAACAGUUAUUUUCCAAUAACGAGGAACUACUAAAUUGAGCGAUUUUACUGUCAAAUAGGUUUGCUGUGACUAGAUUGUCUGGGACUAUAACGAGAGUGUGCUUAUAAUAGAAUAAGAGUACCAACCCAACUAAGAUUGACUAUAGCAAAGACAAAAAUUUUUAAAAAAUGAUGUCAUGAUGACAAUAUAACUGUGUGAAACAACAACUCUACUAAGAAACAGACUUGUGAAACAUAGUAGACAUUUUUUUUUCAAAAAAUGUAAAUUUACAUGGAAAAGCCGCCGCCCAGAACUUGUUUUUUCCGUUCUCGAGUUUUGGUGUAAAAGAGUUAAAAAGUUCCUCGUCUAAGACUUAUCACUUCGUACUAAAAAUGAGGAAGAGUAUUUCGUGUCCUUUCGAUUUGCGCGAAGAUGAAAUACCUCUGGCUUUCAUGGGAAAACGAAAAUCGAUCAGUAACAUCAUACUAAAGGAUUGUGUUAGUGGCUGCAAAAAGUUUCUGGAAAAGUGAGUUUGGAGUAGUGUUUGGGAACGAUAAAUUCUUUCUCGGUCUCUAACACUAGUUUGAAGUGAAAUAUCUUAUCAUCGUCAAGGUUUUUGGCUGGGAGAUUUGAAAGUUUAUAUUGAAUCGGCCUCGUCCGAUCCUUUUACCGGUCUUCAUCUAGCACUUAAAAUAUCACUGUGGAAGACUUUAAUUGGUCAGCUGACCUAAUAAUUUGCAGACAAUUUCUACUACAACCGAUUAAAAGUAUUCCACAUCGAUUUCAAAACCCUCACUCGGCCCCAACCCAGCGGCGACAACUGCAAAUGCAAGCAAGAAACAGUGGCACUAACUGUCAGCUACGGUUUAGGCAACGCCCUCCCGGGCUGUCGUGGCAUUCAAGCAACGGUAGUGCGUACGGUUCACCUAGACUUACUAUGGGUAGGUUUGGUCAACGUUAAUACGAUUUUUUUACUUUGGUUGGGCUUAAAAUUGGCUUUGGCUGGGCUUUAAUUUGGCUUUGGAUGGGCUGAAACUUCGCUUUGGCUGGGGCUAAUUUUAGUUUUGGUUGAACUUAAAUUUGGCUUUGGCUGGGUUUAUAACUGGCUUUUGCGCGGCUUUAAAUUGGCUUCUAUAGCCCUCUAGUUUCAAGAAUUAAAGCAUGCUAUUUUAGAUGUUUUGCGAAGCGAGCUGGCUUCGCACAAUCUACAGAAUUACUUUGAAAAGUUGCGCGUACAAGAAAUCGACGAGAAAAUGUUUUUGGAGCUAAGCAAAGCCGACUUUAGGCAGCUUGUUGAAGAUCAACACGAUCGCGAAAUCAUCCAAAACAUUCAGUAUGGUUUACGAUCACGUUACGGAAGUCAGGUCAAUACUCCGACAUAA